CAUCGUCCGCUGCUGAAGCUGGAAAGUCACCUGGGGAAAAUGCACCAGAAAAAAUCCUGUGUCUGCAGGAUCAGCACCAAUUGUUCAGAUGGUCAAAGACCAGAGAAUCUUUAGCAGAGUUGAAGCAACUGCAAUGGCUUCUUUCCAAAGGAAAGGACUGCAAGCGAGGAUGCUAAGCUCUGAAGAAGAAGAGAAACUGCAAAGAGACCAAGCUUUGGUGUCUGAUUUUAAACAGCAAAAACUGGAAAAGGAGGCUCAGAAGAACUGGGACCUUUUUUACAAAAGAAACAGUACCAAUUUUUUCAAGGACAGACACUGGACCACCAGAGAGUUUGAGGAGCUAAGAUCAUGUAGGGAGUAUGAAGAUCAAAAAUUGACUUUGUUGGAAGCUGGAUGUGGGGUUGGGAACUGUUUGUUCCCACUUUUAGAAGAAGAUUUGAAUAUCUUUGCCUAUGCCUGUGAUUUUUCUCCAAGGGCAGUUGACUAUGUUAAGCAAAAUCCUUUGUAUAAUACAGAGAGAUGCAAAGUAUUCCAGUGUGACCUCACUAAAGAUGACCUCCUUGACCAUAUCCCACCAGAGUCUGUGGAUGCGGUCACAUUGAUCUUUGUGCUCUCAGCUAUUCACCCUGAGAAGAUGCACCUUGUCUUAUUAAAUGUGUACAAGGUAUUAAAACCAGGCAGAAGUGUCUUGUUCCGUGACUAUGGGCUGCAUGAUCAUGCCAUGCUUAGAUUUAAAGCUGGAAGCAAACUUGGAAAAAAUUUUUAUGUCAGACAAGAUGGAACCAGAUCCUAUUUUUUUACUGAUGAAUUCCUGGCGAAGCUCUUUGUGGAUGCAGGUUAUGAAGAAGUGGCAAACGAAUAUGUGUUUCGAGAAACAGUGAACAAAAAAGAAGGCCUGUGUGUGCCACGAGUUUUCCUUCAGAGCAAGUUCCGGAAGCCUCCAAAGGAAGACCCUACCAUUGACUCUACUUCACUUUGAAGAAAAAUGUUUUAAACUCCUUCAUAUACUUUUAUAUUCCAAAUUUUUUAAACUACAUUUGUAAGUUUUAUAUUAAGAAGUGAGGAGAUAGCUCAGCAGGUAAAGUGUUAGCCGUGCAAGCUUGACCACCAAAGGUGUGACCCCAGGAAUCUGUGUCUAUGAUGAUGAUCAUGGACUAAACCUCUGAACUGUAAGCCAGCCCCAAUUAAAAGUUUUCCUUCAUAAGA
Messenger RNA from Cricetulus griseus (Chinese hamster), 1206 nucleotides. The record is from RefSeq and is a predicted model, not a curated record. Lineage: Eukaryota; Metazoa; Chordata; Mammalia; Rodentia; Cricetidae.